Dictyostelium purpureum is the source of this 2190-nucleotide messenger RNA. RefSeq lists its product as uncharacterized. The record is from RefSeq and is a predicted model, not a curated record. Lineage: Eukaryota; Evosea; Eumycetozoa; Dictyosteliales; Dictyosteliaceae. The transcript is spliced from 2 exons. Bases 271 to 2121 code for a protein of 616 amino acids. Gene Ontology annotation, cellular component: membrane.
AACAAUAACAAUAACAAUAACAAUAACAAUAACAAUAACAAUAACAAUAACAAUAACAAUAACAAUAGCGAUGACACUAACAAUGAUCAUAACGAUAUCAAUAUCAAUAUCAAUAACAACAUCGAUAACAAUAGCAAUGAUAAUAACAAUAGAAGGUUAUCAAUUACAGAAAAUGAAAAUUUAAUAGAUAUAAACGAACCACCUCAAAUACAGCAACCACCUCAGGCUUUAAAUAAUAGUGGUAUCAAUAAUAGUGGUAAUAAUAAUAAUAUGACUUCACCAAAUAUAACUUCACCAAAUAUAUCUUCAAAUAUAAAUUCAAAUAUAAAUAAAAAUGGAUAUGGAUUAAUACCACCACUUUCAUCAUCCUCAUCUUCAGGUAUAGGAAUGUCAUCAUUAUCUCCAAUUAAAAGUGGGUUAUCAACUUCAACAUCAUCAACAUCAUCAUUAACUACAAGUCCAAUCAAUAAAAGUAGUAAUGCUAUAAAGAAUACAACAGGGCCUCCAAAUACACUUGGUGUUACAAAUUCAAAUGAUAAUUAUACACCAAUUCUAGUAUCACCAAAUCAAGCAUCUUCAACACCAUCCCAUAUAAUUAAAGAUAUUAUCAGAGAGAGCGAAUUAGCAGAGGAAGAAGAUUUCAAACAAAUUGGAUCUGCAAUUUUAACUUCAAGUACCCAUAAUACAAAUUUUGAAAAUAUUGAUCUUGGUAAACAAUCAGAUUCCAGCGACACAAAGUCAUUGUUAAAGAAAAAUGAUUUAGCAUCCUCAAGUAAAUCAUUAUUAAAACAAUCAUCAAAUAAUGUACCAAACUCUCAUGGACGUUCAGGUCUUAAUCGUUCGACAGCUUUAAAUCGUUCAACCGCCUUAAAUCGUUCAACAGCUUUAAAUCGUUCAUCAAGUUCAAUUGCAAGUGCAGGUUUAAAGCUUAGUCAACUUUUUGUUAAUCCAUUAUUAUAUAGUGUUGCAUCUGAAAAUCAUAUGAUUUUAACAGUUUCAUCAGAAAUCAGCAGACCCCCACCAGAUCUUUAUGAUCACCACCAUCACCAUGAUAUCGAAAACAACCUCACAGAAAAAGAUGAAAUUCAAUUAGAAGAUUAUAAAAAGAAUAGUAAUAGUGAGCAGUUUGAUGGUUUCCCAGAUGGUGCAGAUGAAAUGGUAGAUGAAGAUUUAACAGAUGGUGAUAUUCAAGUUGUUCAAGAACACACUAAAAUAAUGAAAUUUUGGAUUAAAAAUCAAGGUCUUAUAUUAUUGGUUUUAAGUGCUUUUCUAUUUUCAAUUAUGGCUUUUAUUGUUAAAAAAAUUUCAACAGAAUUAUCAUCACUCGAAAUUGCAUUCUUCCGUUCAGUCUAUGGUCUCAUCGCGUGCAUAUUAAUUCUAUAUUCAAUCAGAGACAAUCCUUUGGGUCCAAAACAAUUCCGUUUAUUCUUAUCUUUGCGUGGUCUUUCAGGUACCAUUUCAUUAGUUGCAUAUUUCUAUACCAUCAAUGUUUUGCCUCUUUCCGAAGCAGUUAUCAUUUCAUUCACAAGUCCUGUUAUCACUGCCGCAUUGGCAGCCGUUCUUUUAAAAGAAAAAUGGGGUCCAAUCGAAGCACUCUGCGCUUUCUUAAGUUUGUGUGGUGUAACAAUCAUUUCAAAACCAUCCUUCCUUUUCCACAACCAUGGUGAUGGUGAUACUGCUGGUAAUGCCCAAAAUGAUCCAAGCAAGCUAUUAUAUAUUUUCAUUGGUAUUGGAGGCGCUUUCUUUACUGCUGUAUCUUAUAUUGCUGUUAGAAAAGUUGGUCCAACUGUUAAUCCUUUCAUUUUAGUAAACUACUUUUCUGCUAUUGCUGUAAUCAUUACAUUACCAUCCUCCUUUAUAUUCCAAUUCUUCAAAUGGCCAUCUCUUUCAACUUGGGGUUAUAUUACAUUAAUGGGUGUUCUCGGUACCAUUGCUCAAGGUGCUGUAAACAGAGGUAUUCAAUUAGAAAAAGCUGCAAAAGCCGCCGCUAUGAAUUAUCUUCAAAUUAUUUUCACCUUUAUUUGGGGAAUUGCCUUUCUUGGUGAAAAGAUUGAUUGGAUAACAUUUUUAGGCGCUGGUUUAAUUUUAUCAUGUGCUGGUAUAACUGCUUUUAGAAAAUAAUCAUUUCAUUAAAAAGAAAUCUAUAGUUUAAAAAUUUUAAAAUUAUAAAAACUUUAAAUUAAAAUUAAU